Messenger RNA from Salvia hispanica, 4700 nucleotides. RefSeq names its product 5'-3' exonuclease family protein (gene UVH3). NCBI's taxonomy places the organism in Eukaryota, Viridiplantae, Streptophyta, Magnoliopsida, Lamiales, Lamiaceae. Gene Ontology annotation, cellular component: nucleus. Gene Ontology annotation, biological process: nucleotide-excision repair. The record is from RefSeq and is a predicted model, not a curated record. Gene Ontology annotation, molecular function: single-stranded DNA binding; DNA endonuclease activity.
UCAACAAUAACGGCAAAGUGUAGAACUGAUAAACAAUUUUGUGAAUAGUAACCAAUUUAAUGGGAGUUCACGGCCUCUGGGAACUCCUCGCCCCCGUGGGCCGCCGCGUCUCCAUCGAAACCCUCGCCGGCAAGAGGCUCGCGAUCGAUGCGAGCAUAUGGAUGAUACAGUUUCUGAAGGCAAUGCGGGACGAAAAAGGGGAAAUGGUCAGGAACGCCCACAUAUUGGGCUUCUUUCGUCGAAUUUGCAAGCUUCUCUAUCUUCGAACUAAGCCGGUUUUCGUCUUCGACGGUGGCACGCCUGCUCUCAAGCGCCGCACUGUCAUCGCUCGCCGCCGCCAGCGUGAGAAUGCCCAGGUUAAGAUCAGAAAGACUGCGGAGAAGUUGUUACUCAAUCAUCUUAAGACAAUGAGAUUGCAAGAGUUGGCGGCAGAUCUUAAAAAACAGAGACAGGAAAAUGAUAUCAAAGGGAAAAAGGCCGUCGAACUAGAAUCUGUUAAUGAGCCGGGAAACAAGUUGCAAGGUGAUGAUGAUGUGGCUUCAAGUUUCCGUCAAGUAGAGUUAGACGAGAUGUUGGCAGCUUCUAUUGCUGCAGAAGAGAAUGAGGGUUUUGGCAUUGGUGCAUCAACCUCAGGUGCUCGAGAUGAUGAACUUCUUGACGAGGACGAUGAUGGAGAUGAGGAAAUGAUACUACCCGAGAUGCAUGAUAAAGUUGAUCCUGCUGUUUUGGCUUCUUUGCCUCCGUCGAUGCAACUUGAUCUUCUUGUUCAGAUGAGAGAGAGACUCAUGGCUGAGAAUAGGCAGAAGUACCAGAAGGUCAAAAAGGCCCCAGAAAGAUUUUCGGAGUUACAAAUAGAAGCUUAUCUCAAAACAGUUGCAUUCCGCCGUGAGAUAGAUGGGGUUCAGAAGUCUGCUGCAGGGAGGGGCAUAGGUGGUGUGCAGACAUCGCGAAUUGCAUCUGAACCCAACAGGGAAUUUAUUUUUUCCUCAUCAUUCACCGGGGAUAAAGAAUCCCUAACAUCUGUUGGACAAGAGAGAAAUGGGGUUGACCGUCGGCCCCCAUCAGUAGUGUCUUCUGCUCAUGCUGUCAAUAUAGAUCAGCGGAUGAAAAAAUCUGAUGUGGCAGCUGAACCAACUGUGGCUGAAUCUGAAAAGGCAUAUCAUGAUGAUGUUGAGACUUAUUUGGAUGUAAGAGACACUGGGAUCAGUAUGACACGAGAUCUGCAGAGGAAUGUAGAUUUGAGGACACUAAUGAAUCAGGAGAUCAUGGAAAAAAAUGAAAAGGGUAAUAAUGGAUCUCCCACUACUAGGAAUUCUCCAGGUGUUCCAGAUGAUUCACAUCACAUAAACCUGCAGCUGGAAGCUACUGGUGUGAAUAAUGGUGACAAAAUAGGGGAGCCUGUAGUGUUAACUGGUACUUCUUUUGAGAUUUCUUUUGAAGCUGCAAUAGAGCCUGAUGGAUAUAGCGAUAUUGAUGAUAAUUUAUUUGCUCGUCUGGUGGCUGGUGACCCAAUUACAGACUUUUCUGUUGAUAAUUCCAUGAUAUCUCAACCACCUUUGCAUACUACUUCAGAUAAUGAUUGGGAGGACGGAGCCAUUGAAGGCAAAAGUACAGAAUAUCAGAAUGUAGAAGAGGGCAUGAGUGAUGAGGAAGAAGUUGAGUGGGAGGAAGGAGAAGAAAGCCAGAAACAUUUUCCGAAGGGAUGUCUUGAAGGAGCAUCUGCUCUUCAGGAGGUAAAUAGAAGAAGAAAAGCAGACAUAAAGGGUGAUUUAUCGAUGUAUGACUUCCAAGAAAAUCAUGCAUCAGAAGGAAAGAAAAGUACAGAGUGUCUGAAAGUAGGGGACAUGAGUGAUGAGGGAGAAAUCGAAUGUGAGGAACCGUCUGAAGACAUUCAAUUGAAAUCAUUUUCUUCUCUAGGUGAAAGCAAUAUAAAUCUUACAAAGGGUGCCUUGGAAGAAGAAGCGGCUUUGCAGGAAGCAAUUAGAAGAAGUUCAGAGAAUAUAUCAGGUUGCAGAGACGUGAUGGAUUUUCAGGAAAAUUUCUCGUCAGAAAGGGCUGGGGUAAUGGCUGAUGAGAGUACCGAUUGCAUAUUUGCCGAUCCAGGGGAAGAGGGGCCUGAGAUUUUCACCUCAGCCGACAAUUUACACCAACCAUUUGGCUCAAUGAAUGAUCUUGAUAAAAUUAAUAUAGAAACUACAACUUCUUCAUUUGUAGUACCGAGUCCUGAAACAACCAAUUUAGACUCAAAGUUUUGGAAUCCUAGUGAAAAGGGAUCUUUAGCUGGUGAGGUACUAGUGGGUUCAGACAAACUCCCAGUAGCAGAUUCUAAAAAACAGCCAUUACACGCUUGUAGUGAAGAUAAUGAUGGGUAUGUUAUCAAGAAGCCAGUGAAUUUUUGUACUGAAAAGGUUGUGCAUCAUAUGAGUAGCUCUGUGAUCACUGGUUCAUCACAUGACAUAUUGCGUAAUUCUGGUUCUGCUUAUGUAAAGAACAUGUCUCAGGCAAAGCUAGACGUUCAUUUGAGUAGUACUGGGAAUCCUGGCAAAACUUCUGCUGAUGAUUCAGGAAUUGGUGUAGAUAAUUUAGACAAGGAUGAAAUGGAUGGCAACUUUUUAAUGGAAACAGAAAUUAAAAGUAAUGAUUAUCAGGAUCCAAGGAUUCUUGAGGAUCGCUUGGAGGGAGAAAUUGCAUUUCUAGGUAAAGAACGUGAAGAACUAGGAAGUGAGCAGCGGAGGCUGGAGAGGGAUGCAGGAUCAGUCAACAAUGAGAUGUUUACUGAAUGUCAGGAGUUGCUUCAAAUGUUUGGAUUACCAUACAUCAUUGCACCAAUGGAAGCUGAAGCUCAAUGUGCUUUCAUGGAGUUAUCAAAUCUUGUUGACGGUGUGGUAACAGAUGACUCUGAUGCAUUCUUAUUUGGGUCUCAGUGUGUCUACAAAAACAUCUUUGAUGAUCGCAAAUAUGUGGAAACAUAUUUGAUGAAGGAUAUUGAGAAUGAGCUUGGCUUGGAUCAAGAAAAGCUAAUCCAUAUGGCAUUGCUUCUUGGAAGUGAUUACACUGAAGGCAUUCGCGGUGUCGGCAUUGUUAAUGCGAUUGAGGUUGUUAAUGCUUUUCAUGGGAAAGAUGGUCUUCGUGAGUUUCGAGAGUGGAUUGAAUCACCGGAUCCUAGUAUCCUUGGGAAAAUAGAUGUAGAAGCAGGAGGUGACUCAAGAAAGGAAGAACCAAAAGGCACCGACGAUGCUGAAAGGAAAAAACGGAUUUUCAAGGAUAAGCAUAGAAAUGUGAGCAAAAAUUGGCACGUCAGUUCUUCUUUUCCAAGCGAUGCUGUGAUUUCUGCUUAUGUUUCCCCACAAGUGGAUAAAUCAACCGAACCAUUUGCAUGGGGAAAACCGGAUCUUUUUGUUCUUCGCAAAUUGUGUCUGGAGAAAUUUGGCUGGGGCGCCUCUAAAGCUGAUGAGUUGCUGCUACCAGUGCUGAAUGAGUACAGCAAGCAUGAGACGCAACUGAGACUGGAAGCGUUUUACACCUUCAAUGAAAGAUUUGCCAAAAUUCGGAGCAAGAGAAUAGAGAAGGCUGUCAAAGGAAUAGCGGGGUCUAAAUCUUCUGCUGUGAUGGGUGAAACACCUCAACAAUCAUCCAGGAAGGGCAUGAAAAGCAAAGUGGUGCGCUGUGAAGAUGAAGGAAACCAAUUAGAUUUAAAUUCAGCAGGAGGGGAUGGUGCUGUUACCACAACAAAACCAUCCAUUGAGCCACUGAAAAAAGGACAGAUGAGGAAAAGAAAUUAUCGUAGAGUGUUGGAAGAAUCUAUUGGUGUAGAUGAUGAAUCACGUGGUCGGCGAAGACAACGAGGAAGUGGCAAAGGAAAGAGAAGUGGAAGAGUAAAGAAGAAAACUGAUAUUGGAACCAGCUAUGACGAUGCCAGCAAUAGUGGAUAUGGUGAAGUAUUGCAAUCCCACACAUCUGAUGAACCUCCUCAAUUACGAAGGUCUGGACGACCUCGGAAAUAUGUGAAUUACAACGCGGGUGCGCCUUUCAUGGAAGAAGUAAUGUUAAAGGGGGAUAAAGAAAUCAGUGGUGCAGUAAAGAUCAUCGAUGAUUCUCUAAAGGAGAGUGGUGACAUUACAUUGCAUGAGACAGAUCUGUCACACGGAAUAAAUGAGAUUGGCAUACAAACAAAAAACGGUGACAAUGCGUUGGAGACAGAUCUGACACAUGAAAUGGGUGAGAUUGAUAUUCAAACAAGAGAAGAUCCUUCUGGCCGUAGGCAAGAAUCGAAUGAUUAUCUUCAGUUUGGAGGCGGGUUCUGCAUGAAUGAAGAUGAUGAAGAUGGCCAUGCAACAAGAGAAACCAUGCUUGAUCAUCUCACUGGUGCUGAUCUCAUGCUGAAAGAAGAUCGGGAAAGCAAUACAUCAAGACCUUCAGAUGAGGGCACAUGUAUGCCUGAUAACGAGUUAGACAGGAACGACGACACAUCAAGAAGUGACACCGAGGGUGAAUUCAAGAGAUUGAACAUGGUAUCCCUUCGUGCAAUGCCAAACUUGAGAAAGAAAAGGCGAAAAAAGUGAGGUUGUGUGUUACUCUGUGCUUUUCUUUUGCAAAAUCUGAAGCAGUAGCUUACUUUUUCCGGUCGUGUUGUCCUUGUAUACUCCCUUCCUAUGUAUAAUCCUUUAUGCUCCCUUCUUAUGCAAGUUUUUUACUAUCCA